Camellia sinensis is the source of this 1518-nucleotide messenger RNA. The record is from RefSeq and is a predicted model, not a curated record. Lineage: Eukaryota; Viridiplantae; Streptophyta; Magnoliopsida; Ericales; Theaceae.
AUGGCAAAUGGUGAAUCAAAGAAGGAAGAGAGAUCAUCAUCAUCAGCAGCAGCAGCGAAGGUGAAAGAGUUGAAUGAGUGGCUGCCAGUGACCGCUUCAAGGAAUGGGAAAUGGUGGUACUCUGCUUUUCACAAUGUCACUGCCAUGGUUGGUGCUGGUGUUCUUGGUCUUCCUUAUGCCAUGUCUGAACUUGGAUGGGGUCCAGGUGUUACUGUGCUGGUUCUGUCAUGGGUCAUCACUCUCUACACUCUCUGGCAAAUGGUAGAAAUGCAUGAAAUCGUACCGGGGAAGAGAUUCGAUAGAUACCAUGAAUUAGGUCAACAUGCUUUUGGCAAAAAGCUUGGAAUUUGGAUUGUGGUUCCUCAACAGUUAAUUGUAGAAGUUGGGGUGAACAUAGUUUACAUGAUCACCGGAGGCAAGUCUCUCAAAAAGUUCCAUGAUACAGUGUGCCCUAGUAGCUGCAAAUCAAUCAAAACCACUUACUUCAUCAUGAUCUUCGCCUCGGUUCACUUCUUUCUCUCUCAUCUUCCCAAUUUUAACUCCGUCACGGUUAUCUCUCUGGCUGCAGCAAUCAUGUCCUUGAGUUACUCUACCAUAGCUUGGGUAGCCUCUAUCCACAAGGGGGUUCAACCAGGAGUCCAAUACACCCCAAGGGCUUCAACCACCAAAGGAACUAUAUUCCAAUUCUUGAGUGCAUUGGGUGAUGUAGCAUUUGCCUUUGCUGGCCACAAUGUGGUUUUAGAAAUCCAAGCAACAAUCCCAUCCGAACCCGGAAAGCCGUCCAAAAAACCCAUGUGGAGAGGGGUGCUUUUCGCUUAUACUGUAGUGGCCUUGUGUUACUUCCCAGUUUCGCUCAUCGGUUAUUGGGUUUUUGGAAAUAGUGUGGAAGAUAAUAUCCUCCUUUCAUUGGAGAAACCUGCCUGGCUUGUUGCUUUGGCUAACUUGUUUGUGGUGGUUCAUGUCAUUGGAAGCUAUCAGGUAUUUGCACAACCAGUGUUUGACAUGAUAGAAGCUUGUUUGGUAAUGAAAAUGAACUUCAAGCCAACUAGAUUUCUUCGAAUUGUCACUCGAACCACUUAUGUAGCCAUUACAAUGUUCGUUGGAAUGACAUUCCCUUUCUUUGGAGGGCUUCUUGGUUUCUUUGGAGGAUUUGCAUUUGCUCCAACUAGCUACUAUCUGCCUUGUAUCAUAUGGCUUGCCAUCUGCAAACCCAAAAGGUUUAGCUUAUCUUGGUUCACUAAUUGGGCUGACAAAUCCACGAUUACUGAGGCGGAGUUGGAGGCUAUCCGCGAAAAAUACCAGAUCCCUGGGGAAGUGGAGUUAUUGCUGUCGACAUCAACGGAAAGGUCAUCUGACGCUAGGCCAGGAGAGUUUUCCCUUUAUGAGGAAGCUCUGAAGGGUAGACUGAGGUUGCCACUGCCGCAAGUGGUAGUGGAUGUGCUUAACCGUCUGGAGGUAGCACCGGGGCAACUAAUGCCCAACGCAUGGAAGAUCCUGCUGGCUUGUGCAAGUGCGUGA